UCUGGCUUCACGCCGCUGGUGACCGUCGUUGGCUUCCACCAUGCGCGAGGCCCCGAGGUCGAGAGCUGGUUUGGCGUCGAGGAGGGCGUCGACCCGGCCGCCAAAUAUGGAUGGAACUUGCUGCCGUUCAUGGCCCUGAGCGAUGGAGCGCAUGCGUAUGUCCACGGCUCUUUGUCCAGCUCCGAGGAGGACUUUUCCUACUUUACCCUGUUGCGCCCCGAGACCGACGACGGACCGGCGACAUCCCUCUUUGGCAUAUCAUGUACUCGCCAGCUCGACUCGUCCCAGCUCAUCAACCGGCCUGCCGACGUGACUCGCUCAACCGUGCAGAAAGCGGUUGUCGUCAUCGCAGACAGCCCCCAGUUCUUUGGCAUGCUGAGACAGCGCCUCAGCAUAGUCACCCAAGCAUGGUUUGCCCAGCGCGAGUUUACAGACGUCGACAUCCUGCGCGGAUUCCAGGAAAGCCUUGCGGAUGAAAAGGCGCGAGGAAUCUUGCAGGAGGAAGCGCAGAGAGACCAGUACCUCGGCAUGAGUCUGCGCGAGCUGAUUCACGAGUUCAAGUGGCAGGCUCUGGUGCUCCUCAAAUGCUGUCUUCUUCAGCCCAAGAUGCUCUUUUUCGGAUCGCGGUGCGAUCGGCUAUGCAUGGUCCAAUUUUCCCUCAUUUCCUUGAUACCCGGACUCAUUCGUAACCUCCAAGACUGCGCCGAUCCCGAGUUGAACAGUUACGAGAAGAAGCUCGCACAGCCAACGAGUCUGCAGAGUAGUAACCGCAACUCGCUUCUGACCUUUAUGGGGCUUCCCCUGCAGAUAUUUGGCAAGGGAAGCAUCUUUGGCCCGUAUACGCCCCUACAGCAACUCGAUCUGCUGGCCGAUGUCGGCACCAAAUCCUACAUCGUCGGCAGCACCAAUUCCCUACUUCUCCAGCAAAAGGACCGCUACAGCGACAUAAUCAUUAAUCUCGAUGACGACACCAUCAGCAUUACAUCGCCUUCACUGAGGACGGCACUGUCUUUGACUGCGGCGGACAGGCGAUGGAUCGACUACUUGACUCAGGAGGUCAACAAUACGUGGGACGAAUCCAACCCCGGCACGCCAAAGACGAUGCAGUACGCGGGAAGCGAAGAAUACAUCCGGGCGCAGUUCGAAUCCUACAUCAUCGGCCUCAUCUCGUCCGUCAAAUUCCACAACUAUCUCGUCAAAAACGCCGCGACCGGCCGCAAUACGGCGGAGAGCGACCCGGCCGUCGACUUUGGCCUCGACUGGGUAGAGGCAUGGCAGCGCACGGAAAACUACCGCAUGUGGGACGCGCACACCGAUACGAACCUGUUCGCCGUCUCCGAGCCACGGCACCCAUGCGCCGGCGGCCUUUCCAUCGAGGACGUGCAGAGACGCAUUGCAGAGCAGGUCAAGGAGCUUCACCUCGACGAGCGCCUCGCUCAGGGCCGCGAUAUCCUGGGGCGCAACUUUGCCGCCGGGAAGGAGAAGGCGUCGACGAUGCUCAACCGGCUGUACAACGACAUGGAGCAGAUGCGCGAGGCGCAGCGCCGCCGCGCCGAAGAAAACGCCAAGCUCAACGAAGCAAACGGCGGCGGCAGCAAGCGGAACAGCAUGGCUAGCGGUACCAGCGUGGACGCGGCAUCAAAGCCCCAGCAGGAGACUGUGAGCAGCCGGGCGAGCGCGUACAUGGCCAGCUGGGCGUCGUGGGCGGGCGAGAAGCGGCGC
This is a messenger RNA of Trichoderma reesei QM6a, 1722 nucleotides long. RefSeq lists its product as uncharacterized. The annotation marks the transcript as partial. Gene Ontology annotation, cellular component: cytoplasm. Lineage: Eukaryota; Fungi; Ascomycota; Sordariomycetes; Hypocreales; Hypocreaceae. The transcript has 4 exons. The record is from RefSeq and is a predicted model, not a curated record.